AAUUUUAACACGUGCGGGACGAUUUCUGAAUGUCUGGGCUUUGUGUAAGCUCAAGGAUAUCAACGAAACGCACAUACUAAAACAAAAUGGUUGGGAAAAUCAAACGGAUUCGGCAGAAGCUCCAUCAUGGUGCAGUGAAGCUGGAAAAUGCGCCCGAAAACAGACCCACGCUGGAGAGUCUGGAGAAGAUACAGAUCCAGUCCUUUCAGCGAGCAAAAACAGACGCAAAACAGCCCAAAAGCAGCAUAUCUGACACCAGCAAUAACAAUAACACAAAGGCGAUCAGCUUUCCCUCUUCAGUUUUUGCUGGAACUAAAAUCUCCCCCGAGUCUUUAGUACAAACGCUGAAGGUCGAUGAAGAACAAUCAAACGCGACUGUAAACAAACGAGGAGAACUUAAAGGCACAGUAGAAAAGAAACAACAAUCGAAGAAAGAAAAAAUGAAGGAGCGAAGAGAACGAUGGCUCAACAAGAUCAGUGUGAUAAAGCAGGAUCGUGAGCAGCAAGCGGCUGCAGUGCGCAGGAGAGCCACACCGGUGGUGGGCGACAUGAGACCUCUGGCAGACGCUCUUCCUGAACUCCAGCAGCUCCUUCCAUCAGCGCAGAGCCAGAGGAGGAGGAGCAGAAACACAGCUUUGGUUAAGAAGAAAGCAGAAACCACAGACUUCGCCAGGAUGAAACCGGCACAGAAACGAAAACAUCUUGAAACGGAAGUGUCUUUCUUCAGCGAAGCCUUGAAAAAUCCCUCCUUCAAGAUCAACCCUUUAGCUGCGAUCGGUGAUCAUCUGCGAAAACGACUCAAACAGGAAGACGAACAGAGUUAAUCACAACUUCUGGUAGACUACAGGAACUACAACUUCUUAAAUACACUCAUUUGGUGAAAUGAAAUAAGACAGUUUUGUAGUACAUAAAAUGAUUAGAAUGCAAAGAAGAAAAAAAAGCAUAAUCUGCAUUAUCUGUCACAUCAUCAAAGCACAGAGAACAGUUAAUUGCAGUUUCCUAAUUUUAUAAACGAGCGAUCAGGUUAUGUGAUAUUUAAUGACUGUAUUCAGUUUGUCUGUUUCGGGCUAUAAAUAAAUCUGUUA
Messenger RNA from Danio rerio (zebrafish), 1085 nucleotides. It is a transcript of the gene slx9, whose product is annotated as SLX9 ribosome biogenesis factor. Lineage: Eukaryota; Metazoa; Chordata; Actinopteri; Cypriniformes; Danionidae. The record is from RefSeq and is marked provisional. Gene Ontology annotation, cellular component: 90S preribosome; nucleolus; preribosome, small subunit precursor. Gene Ontology annotation, biological process: maturation of SSU-rRNA from tricistronic rRNA transcript (SSU-rRNA, 5.8S rRNA, LSU-rRNA).